Messenger RNA from Sinocyclocheilus grahami, 550 nucleotides. Its product is annotated as potassium voltage-gated channel subfamily H member 7-like. The transcript is spliced from 3 exons. Lineage: Eukaryota; Metazoa; Chordata; Actinopteri; Cypriniformes; Cyprinidae. The annotation marks the transcript as partial. Gene Ontology annotation, molecular function: inward rectifier potassium channel activity. Gene Ontology annotation, cellular component: plasma membrane. The record is from RefSeq and is a predicted model, not a curated record. Gene Ontology annotation, biological process: potassium ion transmembrane transport; regulation of membrane potential.
UUAUGAUAUGCCAAACCUGAAUGUGUCUGAAUGUGCUCUCCAGGUAAGAAUGACAUAUUUGGAGAGAUGAUCCACCUGUAUGCGAAGCCUGGGAAGUCGAACGCAGACGUCCGCGCACUCAGCUACUGCGACCUGCACACCAUCCAGAGAGAGGAGCUCCUGGAGGUUUUGGACAUGUAUCCAGAGUUUGCAGACUAUUUCCUCACCAAUCUGGAGCUGACCUUUAACCUACGGCACGAGAAUUCAAAGGCCACUUAUUCACCAGCCAGUGAUUCAGACGGAGAGGAGACCAAGAGCCAAAGGAAGAUCUCCUUUAAACGUAAACCAUCCAAAGGAGGAAGCCUGAAGGAAACAGACAGCGAGUGCAGGAAGGAGCGGCGAGAGUCUCGUCUCAGCUCUAAGGGAAGCUCAGAGGACCGUCACACCUCCAGAGAGGAACAGCAAAGGCUUCUGGGAGCAGGAAUGAUAGAGUAUCCAUCAGUACAGAGCUACACCUCCACACCGGGCUGCAGUCCACCUGCUGAAGACACGGAAAAGACGGCAUAUGAUG